This is a messenger RNA of Coffea eugenioides, 1253 nucleotides long. RefSeq lists its product as uncharacterized. NCBI's taxonomy places the organism in Eukaryota, Viridiplantae, Streptophyta, Magnoliopsida, Gentianales, Rubiaceae. Bases 356 to 1075 code for a protein of 239 amino acids. The transcript is spliced from 9 exons. The record is from RefSeq and is a predicted model, not a curated record.
UCAAGUAGGAAUCUUAGUAAAGGAUGGUAAUAAAUUACCACUCACGUACACAGAUUGGAGGGCCAUGCCUGAAGGAUCUAAGGAGAGAUUUUGGGAAGAUAUUAAGAGAAAUACAAAUAUUGAUGAUACAUGCAAGAAAGUACAAAUGAUAAGGGUUAGCAAAUUGUGGAGAAAUUGGAAAUCAAAAGUCAAGAGCAUGUAUUUCACUCCUUAUAGGAGGCACAGGUCAUGGCUAUUAGCACACUGUCCUGCAAGAGUUGAGGAGGAUCAAUGGCCUAUUUUGGUUGAUUAUUGGAGCUCAGAAGAUGUCAAGAAGCAAAGCAAGAUUAAUAGCAAGAAUCGAAAAAAAUAAAAGAUGCCACAUCGAACAGGGCGAAAAGAUCAUGUGAACCUCAGGGAAGAGCUUCGGAUUAAAACUGGAAAAGAGCCUUCGAAACUAGACGUUUUUAUUCAUUCAAGACAAGGAAAACAAAUGGAUGAGUUGACUUCACAAACAAUUGCAACUAUGAAUGAGGAAAUACAAAAACUGCCAGAGACAUCCAGGGAUGAUAAUUUUGUGAAAGAUAUACUCUAUGAAAAUAUUCUUGGACCUGAAAAACCAGGUCGUCUUCGAACUUAUGGGGUAGGUGCGACUCCAAAAGACGUGUAUAGGAUGUCAGAUAACAUGAAUGAUGGACAAAAGAAAGCAUUUGAGGAUGCAGUGAAUGAGAAAGUGGAAAUCAUACGUGGUGAACUACGAGAAGAAAUGAAUUCGAAAUUGGCAGAUUUUAAGGAGGAGUUGAUUGCUCAAUUUGAAGCAAGAAUGAGGGCAUCCACAUGUGACUUGGCAUCACUCCAAAGAAGAGAAAUGAAUGCAGCAAAACAAUCUCAAAUUUCAGACUCAUUAGAGGUUGGUGAUAGAAUGAACAGGGAAGUUGGAACAAAUGAUGCUGAAAUGUACAAGGAAGUUGGAACAAAUGAUGCUGAAAUAAACAAGUGUGAAAUGAAUAAAAAAGUUUCUUCAAUUGCUGAUAUUCUUGAGAACCACCAUACAAAGAAGAAAAGGAGCAGGACUACUUGCAAACGACUUGCUUGAGCCCUGGACUUGAUGGUACAUAGGAAGCACGCGGAUUGGGAGAUAUGAAGAUGUUUUUGAGAGAUGUAUGAUGAAGUGUUGUACUUUUGAAGACAAGCACAUUUUGGAAUAUAUGAAACAUCUUGUAAUUGGAGCGAACAAUAUUAAAUGAUAAAGUUUGUAGAAUUUGACUAAAACA